Mobula hypostoma (lesser devil ray) is the source of this 2101-nucleotide messenger RNA. Its product is annotated as zinc-binding protein A33-like. Gene Ontology annotation, biological process: protein ubiquitination. NCBI's taxonomy places the organism in Eukaryota, Metazoa, Chordata, Chondrichthyes, Myliobatiformes, Myliobatidae. Gene Ontology annotation, molecular function: zinc ion binding; protein binding; ubiquitin protein ligase activity. The coding region runs from base 284 to 1843 and encodes 519 amino acids. The transcript is spliced from 7 exons. Gene Ontology annotation, cellular component: cytoplasm. The record is from RefSeq and is a predicted model, not a curated record.
UCACUCCCACGGCGCGCUGCCCCGAGAUUACUGCAGUGGAGACGGGACGGUCACUCGCCUCUUUGCGGACUGUGGGCUGGCGAAGAUAUGUGGAGAAAGAUGCAAGGGCCUGUGCCACAGCAGCUGCGUGACAGAAGGAUCAGUGAUCUUCGGGACACAUCCAGCAACGUGAUGUUCAUUCCCUGAGUCUGCAGCGCGUGUAGUGGACAAUCGCGGUACUGCAGGAGAUCAGCCUCUCCCCGACAGUGAAAUCAUUCUGAAUCAGGAAGUGCCGCGAGUUAACAUGGCUUCGAAAGGACCAGUCGAAAGUUUAACCGAGGGGGCAAUUUGUCCUGUCUGUCUGGAUUUCUUCACCGAUCCGGUUACACUGCAGUGUGGACACAACUUCUGUCGCUCUUGUAUCACACAGUGUUGGGAAAGGGAGGAGAGAAACUCCUGCCCGGAAUGUAGAGAGGUGUUUGCUGACCGCACCCUCAGGGCCAGUCGGGCCUUAGCAAAUCUGGCUGAAACAAUUCGAAAUCUAAACCUGCAUUGGAAAGCGAAGGAAAGUAAACUUUACUGCGGGGAACAUGAGGAAGAACUGAAGCUGUUUUGUGAAACGGACAAGACACUGAUCUGUCUAAUCUGUAGAGAUGCGCAGGAACACAGAGAGCACCGCUUCCUGCCGAUUAAAGAAGCUGUUAAAAUCUACAAGGAUCAGCUAAAAUCUUCCUUAGACUCUCUCACAAAAAUGGAAUCAGACUUCCAGGAAAAGGAGCAGCAACAGAACGAGAAGAUUUCCGGAGUUCAGAAAAAAUCACACAGCAUUCAGUCCAACAUCGCAUCCCAAUUUGCUGAACUGCGCCAGAUUAUCACUGAGAAAGAGCAGAGUUUACUCAGGGAUCUCAGAGAAGAAGAGGCGAGGAUUAUAAAUCCAAUGGAGAAAAAUCUUCUUAUGAUUCAAGAGAAUAUAACUCUUAUUCAGGAGGAAAUCUCAAAAUUAAAGGAAAGGAUGGAUCAAAAAGACAGUGUGAUAUUUCUCAAGGCGGAAGCUUGUCAGAACAUGAGGAUUAAUGACAAUAUCCAAGAAUUGUCAGUGACUGAUGAGGCCCGACCGUUUGAAAAAUUCGAUAACCCCUAUUUGUUGAGCACAGUGCUGAGAGAAGCAGUUGAUGCUGUUAAUCGAGUCUCUGUCACCCUGGAUGUGGAAACGGCGGAUUCGCGGCUCCAGGUGUCUGGGGAUCGGAAGAGUGUGAGAUUCACCGGGACCCAGACGAAUCUCCCUGACACCGGGAAAAGAUUCACUUUCUGUGAAUGUGUACUGGGAUCGGAGGGAUUCACAUCGGGGAGACAUUACUGGGAGGUGGAGGUGACGGGGAAUCGGCGCUGGUGUCUGGGAGUCGCUGCAGAGUCUGUGGAGAGGAAAGGACAGGUCAAUCCGAGUCCGGAGACCGGAUUCUGGAUCAUCAAGCGGUAUUAUGAAGAGAUCCAGAAUUAUGGCGUGGCCAGCCAGAAUUAUGGCAUGGCCAGCCAGAAUUAUGGCAGGGUCAGCCAGAAUUAUGGCGUGGCCAGCCAGAAUUAUGGCGUGGCCAGCCAGAAUUAUGGCGUGGCCAGCCAGAAUUGUGACGUGUUCAGUAUUCACACCUCCCCUGAGUCCCGUCUCCCUGCCAGUUCCAUCCCUGGGAGGCUGGGAGUUUAUCUGAGUUACGAGUCCGGGAAAGUUUCAUUUUACAAUGCAGAGACCAAGUCCCAUAUCCACACCUUCACUGGGAAUAAAUUCACAGAGAAACUUUAUCCUUUCUUCCGGACUUGGGAUGUAAACCAGUGGCUGAGAAUCUGCUCCGGUUCCGCUCCGGGUCUGUAAACGGGUCGGGUCCCGGGACCGGCAUCAGGAGUAAAGUCCCUGUAAAUAUAAAUGUGAGGAGAGUGAAAUAAACUCGAGAUGAGGAUUAUCGAUCCGUUAAUUUUAACUCGUUCACCGCAUCCGACAACAGAACAGAAACACCGCGGAUUCAGCAGCAGCCGUGGGCGGCGGGUCCUGAGCUUCCCCGGGUCUUAAAGUCCAGCCAUACAGAGACAGGUUAAAUGGGACAAGUGGGGGUGGUGCUGACUGGAAAAAAGG